Messenger RNA from Adelges cooleyi (spruce gall adelgid), 8560 nucleotides. RefSeq names its product ankyrin repeat domain-containing protein 17 (gene mask). Bases 421 to 8313 code for a protein of 2630 amino acids. The record is from RefSeq and is a predicted model, not a curated record. NCBI's taxonomy places the organism in Eukaryota, Metazoa, Arthropoda, Insecta, Hemiptera, Adelgidae. Gene Ontology annotation, biological process: innate immune response. Gene Ontology annotation, molecular function: RNA binding; protein binding. The transcript has 33 exons. Gene Ontology annotation, cellular component: cytoplasm.
CUCACUCGCCUUUGAUAAUUCAUAGAGAAGAAACGCUGAUCGAAUCCGAUAGAAACUCCCCCGAAACGUACAAUCGCGCCCCCCCACGCACGCAUACCGGGCGCAUUUCGACCGCCAGCAAUAGUGUUACCCGUGAAAAAACACCGCAGGGUCGUUCGUCGUCGUAAUGGGCCAUUGAAAUCGUGGUCGCGCACGGGUCAUUGCAGCGGUACCGUAGUCAGUACUCAGUAGUAUAAUAGUAUAAUAUAAUACAGAAACACUAGCAGUAGUGAGCGUUUUUUCGUGUGCGCCGUCGUUCGCUUGGGAUUACAACUACAGCGUGUGUGUAUAUGUGUGUGAUACUGCGCGUGCCCAAACAUCGGUAAAUUAAAGAAAAAGGGCGACCGUCGGCCUUCCAACAGGAGCCGAAUAAACGUCGUCAUGGAACAAAUACCCACAUCAGCUAGUGACGGCGGUGGAAACGCCACGGCUGCACCGUCGUCAGCCGGCCCCUCAUCGUUCACGCCCCCGACACCCGCCGUCCAGCCCUCGGACAACAAUUGCAUCGACAAGAGAUUACAGUCGGUGUCCGAGUCGGAGUACCAAGACGAAGAGUACGACGAACCCGACCAAUUGUACUUGUCCGGGUCGUCCGGUUCCGAGGAAGAAGUAUCCGAAGUUGGAUCAUUUGGUCUUGAUCAAGACGAUCUAUGUGAAGACCCUAAUACCCGAUUAAAUUCAACCUUUCUAAUAGCUGCUGAUGAUACAGACACCGAACAAAGUAUAGAAGGGGAUCCUGAUACCCAUCGUCAAUUAGAAGCUCUUCUCCAAGCAGCAGGCUCUAUGCUCAGGCCAAGUGGAAACGUGUGUGGUUUAGGUCUUAAUAAACUCGGAGUUCCAAUCGAGACCACCACUGACCCUGAAGUGCUGCGAAAACUAACGAAUAGUGUUUCUUGUGCCUUGGACGAAGCGGCUGCAGCACUCACGCGGAUGAGAGCGGAAACCAAAAACGAUAAUAAGACCUUAGUUGAAGCAUGCCAUGAAGGUGAUGUCGGUGCUGUUCGAAAAUUAUUAACUGAAGGCCGAUCUGUUCAUGAAACUUCUGAAGAAGGUGAAAGUCUAUUGUCCCUAGCUUGCUCAGCAGGUUAUUACGAAUUAGCUCAGGUUUUACUUGCAAUGCAAGCAAACGUUGAAGACCGGGGUAUUAAAGGAGACUGUACGCCGCUUAUGGAGGCAGCCUCAUCAGGUUUUGUUGAGAUUGUAAGAUUAUUACUUGCUCAUGGCGCUGAUGUGAAUGCUCUAUCAUCCACUGGAAAUACUCCAUUAAUGUAUGCAUGUGCUGGUGGUCAUGUUGACACUGUAAAAGAGCUUUUAAAUUACGAAGCAAAUGUAGAAGACCACAAUGAAAAUGGGCAUACUCCUCUUAUGGAAGCUGCAAGCGCAGGCCAUGUUAUGGUGGCAAAAAUAUUAUUAGAACACGGAGCUGGUAUAAAUACCCAUUCAAAUGAAUUUAAAGAAAGUGCUCUAACAUUGGCAUGCUAUAAAGGUCAUUUAGAAAUGGUCAGAUUUUUAUUAGCUGCUGGAGCUGACCAAGAACAUAAAACAGAUGAAAUGCACACUGCCUUAAUGGAGGCUUCGAUGGAUGGUCAUGUUGAGGUUGCUAGACUUCUGUUGGAUUCUGGCGCUCAAGUGAACAUGCCAACUGAUAGUUUUGAGUCUCCACUUACUCUAGCAGCGUGCGGAGGACAUGUUGAGCUGGCUUUAUUGUUAAUUGAACGAGGUGCAAAUAUUGAAGAAGUUAACGAUGAAGGCUACACUCCUCUUAUGGAAGCUGCCCGAGAGGGCCAUGAAGAUAUGGUAUCUGUUUUACUAAGUAAAGGUGCUAACAUAAAUGCACAGACUGAAGAAACUCAAGAGACUGCCCUGACAUUAGCAUGUUGUGGUGGCUUUUUGGAUGUAGCUGAUUUUCUAAUUAAAAAUGGUGCAAUCUUGGAACUAGGAGCAUCGACACCACUUAUGGAGGCAGCUCAAGAGGGUCAUUUAGAUUUGGUCAGAUAUUUAUUAGAAUGUGGUGCAGAUGUACACGCUCAGACAACAUCUGCUGAUACAGCAUUGACUUAUGCUUGUGAGAAUGGUCAUACCGAUGUUGCUGAUUUGUUACUGCAGUUUGGUGCUAAUCUCGAACACGAAUCUGAAGGAGGUCGUACACCUUUGAUGAAAGCUUGUCGAGCAGGUCACCUAUGUACCGUCCAGUUUCUCAUUUCUAAAAAUGCUGAAAUUAACCGAGUCACUGUCAGUAAUGAUCAUACUCCUUUAUCUCUUGCCUGUGCUGGAGGACACUUGGCUGUUGUUGAAUUACUGCUAGCCCAUUCAGCCGAUCCCUUCCAUAAGCUCAAAGACAAUUCGACUAUGGUCAUUGAGGCUGCCAAAGGGGGCCAUACCAAUGUUGUUAAAUUGUUAUUAGAUUAUCCCCAUUCGGUGAUGCUGACACCUCCUGUAUCACCUGUACCCGGUACUCCAGUUCAAGAGACACCAAUUGUUGAUGAAUCUACUUUGUCUGAAGUACAAGUAAUGUCUAAGGCUCAUGCUAUUGCAGGAAGAAUAGUUGAGAGUUAUGGACCUAAUGCUAAGCAUAAUGUUAACUCUUGUAUACAAAAAGCUAUGAUUAGGAAGGCACAAUUAAACACACCUAAUGCAACAAAUGACCUUCAAUUUAAAAUAGAAACGCAUAAAGAUAAUACACCUACUAAGAACAAUACCCCAACGGCCAAAUCUCUUAUUAAUACUGCAGCCAUUGAGCAACAGCUAUUUAAAAGACAACAAAUAGCUGAGGACUUAAAGAGAGUCGAACAGGAGUUGAAAGAAAAUGGAAGCCUUUCAAUGGCCACAUUGAUGACUACACCACCUCCGUUGCCUGCUUCUUCACCUGGAGUUUUAGAUUCUAGUACAUCGUCUAGUGGUUCAAACUCAGGAGAUACGUCCAAAGCUAGCCCUAGUCAACCCGUGUCUACCAGUUCAGAUGUAGUGCAAACUACAGCUAUAAGCGAUAGACCAAAAAUUAAAGCUAAAUUCAAAAAGAAACCAGCUCAGCCUUCUCCGGGAAACCUAAAUGUUAAUAACCCUUCUCAAGCAACAUUGGAUGCCAAUUACGCCCGAGGGGUAAUGGCUGGAGUGGCGGCUAUGAAACCUCAGUAUAAGGCAGAAUUUAUUGAAAGACACUCUGGUGAUGGAUGUGAUAAAGAAUUAGCUGCUCGAAUGAUUAAAUUUUGUGAAGAACAAACAGCUAAAUGUGAUGAUGGUCACGAAAGUCUAAAAAAUUUGAUGAUUACUUCAUUAAUGAAAGAACAUCUUAUGAAAGUUCGCAAAGAUCAUCUUCAAUUUCCUGAUAAUAUGGUGAAAAAUUUGUUACCACCAUUGUCUGGUGCAAUUCAUGACAGUUUACCUCGUGGUUCUGCGGGUAUUCUACCUAUACCCGGUGAAGAUAAUUCCCACAUUGAUUUUAAAACAUUCAACUGUAUUGAUGCAGACCUAAUUGAAAAUUUAGUUAGCGAGACUCUUACUCUUGAAGAAAUAUCAAAUUUACCUAUUGAUGAACGACUUCAAAAAGAAAUUCAAAAUUAUCGUAUCAAUGUAAAUUCUUCACCUUCAGAAUCUACACUAACAUUUCCCUCUCAAUCAUUUAAAAAUUAUGUACAAAACCACCAAACAUCCGUUGAUUUUAGACUAUCUCCGAAAGACAUAUCUAAUUUUGCAGGAGCUGUAUCACAACUUAGUUUAGAUGAAACGACCACCCAACCAACUGUAGCAAUACCUAGCCCAAAUAACUGUGUGCCAACACAAGUCGCAGCUGCUACUCAAACACCUUCAGAAUCUGUGACAUCUAAUAAGCGUUCAGCAACAAAUACGUCAACUACCACUGCUACGACAACCACAACAAAUAAAGGUAAAAAGGCGCGCUAUCAAGUUCGCCCCCAGCCACCAAGUUUGGCCCCCCAAUCUGGGUCAAAUAACACCCAAUCGUCCAACUCUGUUGCCCAAUCGGAUGUUGCCAGCUCUAGAUUCUCUACAACCACCGGUGAAUCUUACGGAAGUGAUGCAGAUAUAUCAUAUGGCAUCAAUGUGGACUCUCAAACAGAAAGCAACCACGACACAGCCCUUACUGUUGCUUGUGCGGGGGGGCAUGAGGAGUUGGUAAAAUUAUUACUAGUGAGGGGUGCGAAUAUUGAACACAGAGACAAAAAAGGGUUUACACCGUUAAUAUUAGCAGCUACAGGAGGCUUUGAUAAAAUUGUCGAAAUCCUAUUGAACAAUGCAGCCAAUAUGGAAGCACAGUCUGAACGAACUAAAGAUACACCCUUGUCUUUGGCGUGUUCUGGUGGCCGUUAUGAAGUUUGUGAACUAUUACUACAAAGAGGAGCCAACAAGGAACACAGAAAUGUAUCAGACUAUACUCCUCUAAGUUUAGCAGCAUCUGGUGGAUAUGUUAAUAUAAUAAAAUUGUUAUUAAAUAAUGGGGCUGAAAUAAAUUCCCGAACCGGUUCUAAAUUAGGAAUCUCGCCUUUAAUGUUGGCUGCCAUGAAUGGUCACACAGCUGCCGUUAAACUUUUGUUGGAUAUGGGAAGUGAUAUCAAUGCUCAGAUUGAGACAAAUCGGAAUACAGCUCUUACUUUAGCUUGUUUUCAAGGGAGACACGAAGUAGUUUCUUUAUUGUUGGACAGAAAGGCUAAUGUGGAACACAGAGCUAAGACUGGACUAACUCCGUUAAUGGAAGCUGCUAGUGGCGGUUAUGUAGAAGUAGGUAGAGUAUUAAUAGACAAGGGAGCUGAUGUUAACGCCAAUCCAGUUCCAUCUUCUCGGGAUACUGCACUCACAAUUGCUGCUGAUAAAGGCCAUGUGCGAUUCGUUGAGUUGUUAUUAGAAAAAAACGCGUACGUUGAAGUAAAAAACAAAAAAGGAAAUUCUCCUCUUUGGUUAGCUGCAAAUGGAGGUCACUUAGGUGUAAUUGAAUUACUUUAUAAAGUCGGUGCCAAUAUUGACUCCCAAGAUAAUAGGAAAGUUACCUGUCUUAUGGCUGCAUUUCGCAAAGGUCACGUUAAAGUUGUUAAAUGGAUGGUGAACCAUGUAUCCCAAUUUCCUAGUGAUCAAGAAAUGACACGAUUUAUCGCUACAUUAAGUGAUAAGGAGUCUAUUGAUAAAUGCCAAGAAUGUAUGGUUGCUAUUCGAAUAUCAAAAGAUCAACAAGCAGCUAGAGCUAAUAAAAAUGCUUCAAUAUUAUUAGAAGAAUUAGACAUGGAAAAAACAAAAGAAGAAUUAAAAAAAGCUUCAGCAGCUCGUCGCAAAAUGAAGAAAAAGAAGAAGAAACAAGCAAAGAGCGGUAAAAAGAAUAAUGAUGAAGAGGAACCACCUGAAGAUCAAAAUGAAAGCCAAGAAAAUGAAGAGGAAGAAGAAGAUGAAGAUGAAGAGGAAGAAGUGCCCGUUAAAGUAUUGGUAGAAAUGAAGAAAAAAGUUGACUUAAAGAAAAAAGGUAAAGUAACUGUUUUGAGCAGUGUUAUACUAGCUGAUAUUGAAGAGGGCGAUAGUGGAAUUGAUGCUAACAGUCAAGGAAGCUGUAGUAGUACUGAUGCCAAAAAUGCUGCUGCUGCUGCUCGAACAGCUACUCAGGCCCAAAAUACAAAUGCCAGUAAGAAAGAUAAAAAGAAGAAAAACAAAGAAACAGCUUCUUCAGAGAGUAAAGCUGCUAUGACUACAAACGUAAAAUUAGCAACUACUUCAGCUGCCACUCAAACAAAUACUUCUAAAAUCAAUUCCACACAAGUCAAAUCAAAUAAAGAGAAAAAAACCCAAGUGAACUCAACUGCUUCAAAGACCACUACAGUUAUUUCUUCAAAAUCUGAAACAUCACAAACUGUUUCAAGAGCAACUCCGUUAUCAUCAACAUCAUCAUUGUCUAAAGCUAAAAUACAACAAUCUGCUAAUAGUAAUAAUAACAAUAUGGCCAAUGCUCGUAAAGAAUCAAGUAAAUCCAAUAAUUAUAAAGGAAAUAAAGUAGUCAAUAAUAUGGUAUUCGAAUCUACUCAAAAUCCUGCUGCGCGUGAAGAUUUUGAAGCUACGGGAAAUGAAAAUUUUCUCACAAAACAUAAAAAACAACAAGCUGAAGAAUAUACACACGUUGGUGCCAAAACAUCAAAUAUUAGUCCUGUGAAGCAAACUCGAGGACGAGAAGAAGGUUGGAAAGAAGUUGUGCGAACCAGAUAUCUUGCAUCCCCAUAUAGAAGUAAAAAGGUGUCAGUGCCAUUAAAUGCAAUUAGUCGUGUGAUUGGGCGUGGCGGUAGUAAUAUAAAUGCCAUAAGAGCUUCUACUGGUGCAUUAAUUGAAGUUGACAAUCAAAGUAAAGGACAAGGAGAAAGAAUAAUAACUAUUAAAGGGUCAACAGAGGUUACCAAACAAGCACAUGAUCUAAUUGCUAUGCUCAUUAAAGACCCUGAAGUAAAUAUCAUGAGUGUAAUUGCUAAGAAUCCUAAAGUGACAAGUGCUUGGGAUAAAUCUGUGAACAAUGCAAAAGCAAAAACUGCCAGUGCAGUAUCACAGAAACUAGUUGUAAGUCAACCAGUGUCAAUUUCCACUUCUAAACCACAAGCACCAACAGUUAUUGCUUCAAUGACGAUAAAGCCUACAAUCUCUGUAAAUGGACCUCGUCCAACUGUUGCUGCUGUAGCUGCAGGUGAAAAGAAGAUUACGACAAGCACAGUUAAACCAACGAUGUCCUAUACCAAUGCUAUAAUAUCUUCCUCAGAUCCAGCUCCUAAAUCCCAACAACAGCCACAACCAUUGCCUCCAAAAGUUGUACAGCCUGCUUUUGUAACGCCAGCAUCCACUGCUUCUACGAGUGUAUCUAGUGUACCUUCGUCGGUCAAUGUGUCGGCAUCAUCAAUAACUAUGAUAACCAAACCUACCAAUGCUGUACCUCUUGCUCAACUGAAACCUCAACAAGAGUUAUCUGCACCUCAUCACCCAGUGGCAAUUGUGUCCCCAAUGGUUAGCAGUGCGCCAUUACCUCCCCAACCACAAAUUAAACCUCAAGUGGUAGAUGCAUCGGAAUACUCGUUAUUUGAUUCUUUUUCUAAGAUAUCUGUUCAAACUAUGUGGGGUAGAGAUGGAGAAUGUGGAGGGCAAAAACCCACUGUAACAUUCACAGGAGGUAAUCAUGUACCAGUUGUAACGCCAUCAAUUGGUGCAAUUGGUCAGCCUAAAAAAUAUUUAGAAACAGAUCCACCUAUGGCAGAUGCUUCCAAGGCUCCUGGAUACAGAGGGAUAGGUUUGUCAUCGCCAAUUUCAUCUAAAACUGGAGGGGCAAGUACAGGAAGUGCCAAUGGAAGUCGUACAACUACACCUCCAAUGUGUUCUCCGGUAUCACAGUAUAAUAACAGUUCAAAUGUUCAAUCGAAUGUUCAACAACCUCAGUCUGAACCUUACCAUCAACAUGCCUACAUGACUGAGCAGUCUCAUCAGUCGUCACAAAUAAAUGUUGAGCGAUCAAGGCUAAACCCUCGAGCACCUGAUUUUGCAACUAUUAAAUCAAAUCAAAACGUGGUACAGCCUCAACAAGUUUACAACAAUCAAGUACCGCAAAACUUUCUUCAACCCCCUAUGGUUCCAAAUGUCAUGCCAUAUCAACAAAAGUUUCAACAACAAUUACCUAACUUAAGAGUAGCACCUAACAAUCCAAAUCGGUGGACCCACUUCAUCAAUCAGCCUCCACCACCGUUUGGCCGACCUACUCUGCAUCCUGUAAAUGGAAGUGCAGAAAUCUUUGCAGGAUUAGAAGCCACUGCAAGUCCACCAAAUAUGUCUCCAAAUCUCGAUGAACGCAAAGCCCCGCCAAAACCAAUUGGAACUGAAAGAGCGUGGAAGCAAAACCUAAUUGGAGAAAAUCCCCAUCAACAACAUCAAGGCAAUUGGCCUGAUAUGAAAAUGCAAUGGGCUCAUCAUGACCUUUUCCGAACGCCCCCACCACCACCUGUUAACUUUCCAUUAGGUCCAAGAUUACCUAUGCCAGAUGAACAUAAUCUUUUUGAUACCUAUCAGUCCACAGACCACUUAACGGGAGCUAAUCUUAGUCACCAUGCGGCAAUGAUGCAAACUAUGCCCUUGUUUGCUUCUAAUGGUCACAUGGAACAAGCUCAUCAUUUGCUGGCAUCUAAUCAUCAUACUGCUGGCCAAAUGACGUUUGACCCAAAAUUGGAAUGGGAUCAAUCCAGAAACCAACAACAGCAAGCUCAACAACAAUCGCAACAGCAAGCUCCAUUGAGUACACCAUUUCCAUUCAUUUUUUAACCAUGAAGCGAAGCAACAUAAAUUAUGCCUAAGUAAUUGAAUCACACACACAGACGUACAUAUAAUUUGUUUUUUGUUUCUCCAUUAUUAAAAAAAACUCUUCGGUCUCUUGUUUUAAAAGGAAGACAAGUACAUAAUUCAACCAAACAAACAAAAAUACCUAUCAAACAAAUUCGAACUUGUAAUGCUGCGUUAUUUUGUAUUGUUUCAUUUUUUUUUUUUUUUUUGGAACGAUCUUUUUUACAUU